This is a messenger RNA of Vespula pensylvanica (western yellowjacket), 2027 nucleotides long. It is a transcript of the gene Spt-I, whose product is annotated as serine palmitoyltransferase 1. Gene Ontology annotation, molecular function: serine C-palmitoyltransferase activity; pyridoxal phosphate binding. The record is from RefSeq and is a predicted model, not a curated record. The transcript has 2 exons. Gene Ontology annotation, biological process: ceramide biosynthetic process; sphingosine biosynthetic process. Gene Ontology annotation, cellular component: endoplasmic reticulum. The coding region runs from base 332 to 1732 and encodes 466 amino acids. NCBI's taxonomy places the organism in Eukaryota, Metazoa, Arthropoda, Insecta, Hymenoptera, Vespidae.
UAAUCUAUAGAUAUUAAUAGUUUGUCUAAUCGUUCCAAGUGAUUAGAAUGAAAGAGAAAAGCUUGUAUGCUGCUCUGUCUUUCAAUUUUUUUGGUUAUUAAUUUUCUAGUAGUGUAUCCAACCGCCAUCUAUCACUAAAAUUUUAAUUAUAGAAUUCGAUGGCUACUACGGACAAUUCUGUUUGAUACGAUCAAAUUUUUUAAUUUAUUUAAUAUUAUUGAAAGAACAGUGCUAUAUUUUCUCUUGUGAUAUAGACGUUCGAUACGUAAUCGUUUAAUAAGAAAGCACGAUAAAUGAUACGAUAAUAGUUACGAUUAAAUUAUCUACAAAAAUGAGUUCCAAAUUUCUAUUUCUAGAAUCAAUGGAGAUUCUUAGUACUAUACCGCAAUAUUAUACUUUGUUGGAAGUAUUCGCCAUACUGUUGUUCUUAUGGUUCAUUGUCAAAAAAGUUUACCGUAGAGAAAAUGUAACUCUAACGGAAGAUGAAUUGGAGAAAAAAUUAUCAGAAUGGAAACCGGAACCAUUGACGCCUGAAAUAGAUCCUAAUCAUCCUUCUUUACAUCCUUUAAAAGUAUCUACCAAAGUUGGUAAAAGAAUCUUAGUCGAUAACAAAGAUUGCCUUAAUUUGGGAACUCACAAUUACUUGGGCCUAACAGAAAAUAAAGAAAUAAAUGAAAUUGCAACUGAAACUAUUAAAAAAUAUGGAGUUGGUUCCUGUGGACCACGUGGUUUUUAUGGAACUGUUGACGUUCAUCUUGAAUUGGAAGAAAGAUUGGCUAAAUUUACAGAUACCGAAGAAGCUAUCGUAUACUCUUAUGGAUUCAGUACCAUUGCCACUGCCAUACCUGGAUAUUGUAAAAAAAAUGAUCUGGUGUUUGUGGAUGAAAAAAUAAAUUUUGCCAUACAAAAAGGAUUAGAUGCUUCUAGGUCGACGAUUAAAUAUUUUAAACACAAUGAUGUGCAACAUCUGCAUGAUUUGUUGUUAGAACAAGAAAACAAGGAUAAGAAAAAUCCUAAAGCUUCUAAAAUCAAACGCUUCUUAAUUAUAGAAGGAAUUUAUUUGUAUACAGGGCAGAUUUGCCCUUUACCUGAAUUAAUUACGUUAUGUAAAAAAUAUAAACUUAGAAUAUUCAUUGAUGAAUCUAUAUCAAUUGGAACCCUUGGUGCUCAUGGAAAAGGGAUCACAGAACAUUUUGGUGUUCCUAAACAUGAAAUCGAUUUAAUUAUGGGAUCCUUAGAAACAGCUAUAGGAUCUAUUGGUGGAUUUUGUGUUGGUACUACUUUUAUCGUCGAACAUCAACGUUUGGGUGCCCUUGGGUAUUGCUUCUCAGCAUCUUUACCACCACUUUUAACAACAGCAGCUAUUACUGCUAUAAAUAUCAUGGAAAAUAAUCCACAUAUAUUCAAAUCUUUGAAAGAUAAGUGUAUAACUAUAGAUAAUGCUCUUAAAGAAGUGCCGUAUAUUGAAACUCCAAGCUUUGCAGAGUCUCCUUUAAAACAUUUAUAUUUGAAAGAAAAGAAAAAUUAUUCUGAAGAAAUAAAAAUCCUCACUUCUAUUUCUAAAAGGUGCAUCGAAAAUAAUUUAGCUAUAAUAAGUCCUACAUAUCUGGAAACAGAAAAACAUCUGCCAAGACCUAGCUUACGUCUUUGUGUCUCUGUAUUAUUAACUGAAAGUGAUAUUAAUUUUGCAAUAUCUACAUUAAAGAAGUGUAUUAAAGAAAUUUUAACAUAAUAAAAGACAUUAAAUAUAUAUAUAUAUAUUUAUAUACAUAUAUAUAUUUACUUAUCUAUUUAUAAGAAAUAUUGUAAAUCUAUUAUGCUUUACAUCUAGAAAAAAAAUAUAUAAUUAAUUUGUUAAGGAUUAAGUAUUAGAUUGCCUGGCAUGUAUAGUGAUUCUACAUUCCGUCUAAACGCAUUUUUCAAAGCUUUUUUAUUCGAUAUUUCUCUAUAUAAAAUAUAUAUGCGAUAUAAAUAGAGUUGAAUAUAAUGUAUAAUUUAAAUGUAAAUAAAAUGCUCGUAAUUAAUUA